CUUAUUUCGCUUUGGAAUUUCUCGCGGCCCGAAAAUAAAAGCGUCGCCAACUCAACUCCAGUGCAGCAGCAGCAGCAGAGCCAGCCGGUAGCCAAGCAGCAGAGAGCGGAGCAAAGCAACCGAAAACACCCACACAGUUUCUUUUUCCAGAUCGAACUUUACGCAAGUAUCAAAGAUGACCACCUACUUCAACUAUCCCAGCAAGGAGCUGCAGGAUGAGCUCAGGUCGAUCGCCCAGAAGAUUGUUGCCCCCGGCAAGGGUAUCCUGGCCGCCGAUGAGUCCGUCUCGACCAUGGGCAAGCGCCUAAAGGAUAUCGGCGUUGAGAACACCGACGAGAACCGUCGCGCCUACCGCCAGCUUCUGUUCACCACUGACGAUAAGUUGGCCGAGAACAUCUCGGGCGUCAUCUUGUUCGACGAGACUGUGUACCAGAAGGCCGAUGACGGCACUCCCUUCGUCCAGCUGUUGAAGAAGAAGGGCAUCAUUCCCGGCAUCAAGGUCGACACUGGUGUUGUCAACCUGAUGGGCUCUGAGGACGAGACGACCACCCAGGGUCUUGAUGAUCUGGCCAAGCGUUGCGCCAAGUACAAGAAGGAGGGAUGCGACUUCGCCAAGUGGCGUUGCGUCCUCAAGAUUGGCAAGAACACCCCAUCCUACCAGGCCAUCCUGGAGAAUGCCAACGUGCUGGCCCGCUAUGCCUCCAUCUGCCAGUCGGAGCGCAUUGUCCCCAUCGUGGAGCCCGAGGUGCUGCCCGAUGGUGAUCACGAUCUGGAUCGCGCCCAGAAGGUCACUGAGACCGUUCUGGCUGCCGUCUACAAGGCCCUGAACGACCACCACGUCUACCUGGAGGGCACACUCCUCAAGCCCAACAUGGUCACCGCUGGCCAGGGCGCCAAGAAGAACACACCCGAGGAGAUUGCCCUGGCUACAGUCACGGCCCUCAGCCGCACUGUGCCCGCCGCUGUUCCCGGCAUCACCUUCCUGUCGGGCGGUCAGUCCGAGGAGGAGGCCUCUGUCAACUUGAGCGCCAUCAACAAUGCCCCAGCGCCCCGUCCCUGGAAGCUGACCUUCUCGUACGGUCGUGCCCUGCAGGCCUCUGUCCUGCGCGCCUGGGGUGGCAAGAAGGAAAACAUUGCCGCUGGCCAGCAAGAACUCAUCAACCGCGCCAAGGCCAAUGCACUCGCCUGCCAAGGCAAAUACGUGGCUGGUUCGAUUCCCUCAUUCGCGGCAUCUACCAGCUUGUUUGCUAACGGCGAUGCCUCUUUGGGCAAAUACGUUGCUGGCAGCGCUGGUUCCGGUUCCGGUUCCCUGUUCAUUGCCAACCACGCCUACUAAGGCGGGCAGCAGCAGAUCAUAAAAACGCGAAUUGCUGAGAAAAAGGAAUUUACGUUUCUCUUUUUCGGUAAUUUUCAUUAUUUAUUAUCUAAGUUACCAAGCAAGCAAAACGCUAAAAAGAAGCAAA
Drosophila navojoa is the source of this 1463-nucleotide messenger RNA. RefSeq names its product fructose-bisphosphate aldolase. The record is from RefSeq and is a predicted model, not a curated record. Gene Ontology annotation, biological process: glycolytic process. Gene Ontology annotation, molecular function: fructose-bisphosphate aldolase activity. NCBI's taxonomy places the organism in Eukaryota, Metazoa, Arthropoda, Insecta, Diptera, Drosophilidae.